CAGGUAGAGACUGUUGUUACCAUGCAACGAGCAGACGCUUGUGAAAAGUACUAACGUUAUCUACAAAAUUGGGUUGCUAGCAAAUUGACUAAAUUGCCUGCUGCUAACCAUCUUGGUGCUAGAUACAUAGCGCGCGAGUGUAUGUUGCUAGUUAAGCUAACGUUAGCUUGCAAGCUAAUAAUAAUAUUUAUCAAGAAAACAACUGCAGCAUAGCUUGCUAGCUAACCUAGCCAGCCAUCAAAAAAGUUCCUAACGUUACAACAUGGCAGACGGCUGGAGCACCGACACGGGAGAGGCUGUCUAUCGUUCCCGGGAUGCUGUCAAAAACCUUCAAAUUAAGUAAAUUGUAGUUAGCCUUUGUGUGGCUUUUAUUCCUUGCAUUGACAUACAAGCAAGACACUAUCGUUAGCUAACGUUAGCUCUCAAAGCAGAUGAUGAUGAACACACAGUAUAUUGCUUAACCUGAUCCCUGAGAAUAGUUAGCUAGAAUCUUGUUUACUUUGUUUAUAUUUAAAAUGGUGUUUACAGGAUCCGUAUUCAGAGAGUCACCUCCACAGCAGCCCUCUCCCAACACCUUCAGCAGCAGGUUUUGGCUCAACCGGAGAGGGAAGGCAUUGAGCUGGACACCCUCAACUCACCGGCUCAAUCAGGUAUUAACACUGUUUUGAAACAGCAAGAUGAUGUUAGAUGUUUUGAAACAGCAAGAUGAUGCUUCUUAGUUGAGUAGAUGUUAUUUUCGUAGUGGCUAGAUAUGGACCAGAACAUCUUGGUUUUGUUUUCAGCCGGAGACGAUGAGGAGGAGUUGGUGGUAGGCUGGCAGGAGAAGCUGUUCAGUCAGGUAGGUCCUCUACCAGCGUCCAUAUAACGAAUAAGACUUUACUGUUUAGGAUAGUUUGAUGUUGAAUAGUAAGUCAUGUGUGUGUGUGUGCAGUAUGAAGUGGAUUUGUUCCAGAGUGAGUCAGUAUGCCAGACUCCACUGGAGAGGCAAUACCACACAGAGAUCAUUGCUCUGGGGCGGACCAGGGGCAGACGGAACCGCAGGAUUUUUACCUACUCCGAUUUUGACCGCUACACCAAUUGGGAAGGGGUGGGUUUAUACUGAAUCUCCAUUUCAUUAAUGUUAUUCAAAUCAAUCCAUCCUGGACAUAUGUAAUUCCUCGAGGAGUGUCCAGUAUUGUAGUAGCAUUUACCUAAUUUCUGUCUCAAAGACACAUUAGUGUUUUAAAGCUGUUUUUGAAAUACUCACUACAGCAUUCCCAGAGUAUGGUGACGCAGGUCAAGUCCAACCCUACCUUCCUGGCAGAAAGGAUGGCCAAUGUCAGACACAGACGACAGGACAGACGCCCAGUGUAGGUCCCUGUUACUCAUCAAAGUGAAUUUUUAUUAAAGUGAAUGUAAUUGAGGCAACAUUGAAGCGUGAUGUGCUGCUUUGAAGACAGUGUACCGGUAUGUUAAAAUUACACCAUACCCUUAUAUGCAAAAUGUGUUUGUGGUAUUCUGUUGGUCUGCAGUGACAGCACCAUCCCUAAGUCCAGGCUGAUUACCUGGGAGCCCUCAGAGGACUUUGUGAAGACCAGCCACGUGGUCAACACACCUGUACAGACCAUGCACAUCAUGGGGGACCUGGGACCACCGGGCAAGUGAGUAGCACAAGGGGAAAAAACACUAUGUAGCCUUUGCACUUAUUACACUGCUUUGUAUGUAAUAACAUUUAAGUACAUUCCAAUUCAGGAAAUUAAAAGUGGCAUUGUAUUCUUGUAUCUCUCAGACUUGGCCAAAAGGAGAAGGAAUGCUUGUUGUGCACGAUAAGAGCAGAUGGAAAUGGAGUGGUCACCAUCAAACCAGACUUCAACAAAGGCAAAGAGCCCUACAGGCAAGUGGCCCGCACCCGCUGAAGUCAAAAUGUUUUACCCCUAGCUCAAAUAAGGGUUACUUGGGAGCAGAAUACAUAAUCAUUUGCACCCCAGUAUCUCUAUUUGCACAUCAUCUCUUGCACAUCUAUCAUUCCAGUGUUAAUACUAAUUGUAAUUAUUUUGCACUAUGGCCUAUUAAUUGCCUUACCUCCAUAACUUGCUACAUUUUCACACACUGUAUAUAUAUUUUCUGUUGUAUUUUUGACUUUAUGUUUUGUUUUACCCCAUAUGUAACUCUGUGUUGUUGUUUUUAUCGCACUGCUUUGCUUUAUCUUGGCCAGGUCGCAGUUGUAAAUGAGAACUUGUUCUCAACUGGCUUACCUGGUUAAAUAAAGGUGAAAUAAAAAUAAAAAUACAGUACAGGCCAUUGACUGUGUCAUGAUGCUGUGUGUUUGCGCCCAGGGUUGAGACGGAGGGGGAGAAGAGGGAGGUGUGGCGUCUAACCCUGGAGAACGUGUCAGAAGGCAUCAGACCAGAGGAGAAGGAACGGGAACAGCGCAUGUAUAAAGACGUUAGUGACUGAGUGUGUAGUGUUAUUCACUGUUCGUGCACUGUAAUAAUACUUGUAUUAUAGUUCACCCCCAAAUCAACACUAGGCAGAUGUUUUUGUACCCCAAAGUGGCCUAAUGUCAGAUUUGUCCUUAUGCAUGUUCAUACACUGAUGAAAUAUUAUUUUAGCCUUUCAGUCAGGUUAGAGUCUUUAUGAUGAUGACCUCUCCUCUCUUUUUCUCCUUUCAGCUUUAUGUACGUCAUAAAGACUACCUCAACAGCUUGGUUGGCCAGGACUUUGAAAUGGUAUAUAUCUAGUCAGUGACAGAUCCUUAACACAAGUAUUUUAAUCAGCAAAGGUCAUCCGCGGUGUUCGCUCAGUAUUUGGUAAUUCAAUUAAGCAAUGAUGAUCAGAAACCCAUACAUUUCAGAGUUUUGGUGACACGCCAAGCUGAUGUAUGAAAUUAUGGGAUGAAUUAAUUCUGUAUAUGUUCGUGUCCUUCAGCCACCCCCUGGAAUUCUGCGUCUGUUGGUUAAUGGAGAAAUAGGUAAGUAAUGGUAGAGACAGUUAUAAUAUGACUUUUCAAUAUACUGUAUUUUAAAGUAGUCAUUUCAUUAGGUCUCCUGUAGUGACCAUUUCUCUGCUCUCUCUCCAGACUCAGCCAAAGGCUUUGAAUAUGACAACUUAUACAUCCACUUUUUCAUGGAGCUGCCCAACAGUGAGUCAAAAUAAACCGUCACCUUUUAUAGAGAAAGAUAUCCCACUUCUUACACAUAUUGUCAAUAUACUGUAUGUCUUUUACAUCGUUCACUUUGUAAGCUCCAUUUACAACUAGAUUCCUGUUUCUUUAGAUAAUAUAGCUGGUCGUUUUGAACAAGUUGUUUUCAGCUAACCCUACCUUCCCUGCCUGUUCUUCCUAGAUUGGUCCACUCUGCCAUUCCAGUCUCUCUCUGGAGUGACUCAGACUUGUCGCACAAAGACCAUAGGAAAGGCGGGUCUAUAAUUCAGGUCUUCACAUUAACCGCUGUUCUUAUUAGAGACAUAGGUAAACAUCUGAACAUGCUUUUCUUAUGCCUGUAGGACGACGUGGCUUUCUUCAGUUACCCUUUCAGCUUUGAGGCAUUCUUCAGGAGAAAGGAUGAGACAGAGGGUGAGUUUACAGUGCAUUUGGAAAGUAUUCAGACCCUUUCACUCUUUCCACAUUUUGUUACGUUACAGCCUUAUUCUAAAAUGGAUUUUAAAACAUUUUUCUUCAUCGAUCUACACACAAUACCCCAUAAUGACAAAGUAAAAACAGUUUUUUUUACAUUUUAGCAAAUGUAUUUAAAUUUAAAAAAACAGAUACCUUAUUUACAUAAGUAUUCAGAUCCUUUGCUAUAAGACUCGAAAUUGAGCUCAGGUGCAUCCUGUUUCCAUUGAUCAUCCUUGAGAUGUUUCUACAACUUGAUUGGAGUCCACCUGUGGUAAAUUCAAUUGAUUGGACAUGAUUUGGAAAGGCACACACCUGUCUAUAUAAGGUCCCACAGUUGACAGUGCAUGUCAGAGCAAAAACCAAGCCAUGAGGUCGAAGAAAUUGUCCGUAGAGCUCCGAGACAGGAUUGAGUCGAGGCAUAGCUCUGGGGAAGGGUACCAAAAAAUGUCUGCAGCAUUGAAGGUCCCAAAGAACACAGUGGCCUCCAUCAUUCUUAAAUGGAAGAAGUAUGGCACCACCAAGACUCUUCCUAGAGCUGGUGGCCCGGCCAAACUGAGCAAUCGGGGGAGAAGGGCCUUGCUCAGGGAGGUGACCAAGAACCCUAUGGUCACUCUGACAGAGCUCCAGAGUUCCUCUGUGGAGAUGGGAGAACCUUCCAGAAGGACAACCAUCUCUGCAGCACUCCAUCAAUAAUAUAAUAAUAAUAUAAUAUGCCAUUUAGCAGACGCUUUUAUCCCAAGCGACUUACAGUUACGUGUGCAUACAUUUUUACAUAUGGGUGGUCCCGGGGAUCGAACCCACUACCCUGGCGUUACAAGCGCCAUGCUCUACCAAUUGAGCUACAGAGAACCACACCAAUCAGGCCUUUAUGGUAGAGUGGCCAGACGGAAGCCACUCCUAAGUAAAAGACACAUGACUUCCCGCUUGCAGAUUGCCAAAAGGCACCUAAAGGACUCUCAGACCAUGAGAAACAAGAUUCUCUGGUCUAAUGAAACCAAUAUUAAACUCUUUGACCUGAAUGUCAAGCACCACGUCUAGAGGAAACCAGGCACCGUUCAUCACCUGGCAAAUACCAUCCUUACGGUGAAACAUGGUGGUGGCAGCAUCAUGCUGUGGGGAUGUUUUUCAGCGGAAGGGACUGGGAGACUAAUCAGGAUAGAGGGAAAGAUGAACGGAGCAAAGUACAAAGAGAUCCUUGAUGAAAACCUGCUCCAGAGUGCUCAGGACCUCAGACUGGGGCGAAGGUUCACCUUCCAACAGAACAAUGACCCUAAGCACACAGCCAAGACAAUGCAGGAGUGGCUUCGGGACAAGUCUCUGAAUGUCCUUGAGUGUCCCAGCCAAAGCCCAGACUUGAACCCGAUCUAACAUCUCUGGAGAGACCUGAAAAUAGCUGUGCAAUGACGCUCCCCAUCCAACCUGACAGAGCUUGAGAGGAUCUGCAGAGAAGAACAGGAGAAACUCCCCAAAUACAGGUGUGCCAAGCUUGUAGCGUCAUACCCAAGAAGACUCAAGACUGUAAUCACUGCCAAAGGUGCUUCAAGAAAGUACUGAUUAAAGGGUCUGAAUACUUAUGUAAAUGUGAUAUUUCAGGGUUUGUUUGUUUGUUUUUUUACAAACAUUUCUAAAACCCUGUUUUUGCUUUGUCAUUAUGGGGUAUUGUGUGUAGAUUGAUGAGGGAAAAAAACUAUUUAAUCCAUUUUAGAAUAAGGCUGUAACGUAACAAAAUGUGUAAAAAGUGAAGGGGUCUGAAUACUUAACGAAUAUUAAUAUAAAUAUUUAGUUUAGAUUGUAUUCCUGACAAUAAUUAUCAUAAAAUGGUAUUUGUAACAUGCAUUUCAUCAUAGCGUAACUUCAUAUGGCAUUUCUUAAUUUUUCCUGCUAAUUAUUUUAUCAUAGAAUCCCUUCCCCAAUGGCCAGUUCUGUACUUCAAAGUCCUCUCCCUGGACUUCUGGCAGCGCUACAGAAAUGAAGGCUAUGGCUACCUGGUCAUUCCUUCCACCCCUGGUAAGAUGUGUAUAUGUGUAUAAUGACAGUCAGAAUUGUUUUCUGAAAGUAGCGUAAAUGAUCUACUCUGGCUCAAACAGGUGUGUGUGUGUGUAUCCCAUAGGGAAGCAUACAGUAACGUGUCAUACGUGGAGACCGCUGCAGACGGGAACAGUGUCAGAACUGAGACGCUUCUUCAUUGGUGGAUCCCCUGAGCUGGAGGACUACAGUUAUGUCAGAGUCCCAGGGACCUUCAAGGUACAAAGAAAAUACUGCAAUUCUCUGAAUAAAGUCCUGAAAACACUGACUGAUAAGUAUUUACAUACAAGUCUAGCUAACCCUGUCUGUGUAGGGAGAGAGGCUGAGUCGCUUUGGCUUCCGCACACAGACCACAGGCAGCGUCACCUUCAACCUCCAUUGUAUCCAGCACGCUAGGUGAGUCUGGUUCAAGUCAAGACUUUCUGUUGGUUGCACAGAUGAAAAUACCACUGUGAAUAUUUACAGAUUAUUUAUGAGGGGUCCACAGUAUUAUGUUAUUUUAGUAUGGGGUGAAGCAACAGAAUGAAAAAGGUUCCGACUUUCCAUUUGGGCCAUAUUUUCUCUGUUGUUUGUUUGACAUAUAUGCUUGUCUUGUGUUCAGGGCGUUUGUUGAUGCCAGCAACCUGAAGAAGAGGAUGCAGAGUGUUCUGGACCAGCUGGGAGGCUUCAGUCAGCAAGGGGCUGUCUAUAAUGUCCUGGGUAAGGAAUGUCAUGUCCAAAUACAAAUAAUUGACAAAGAAUUACAAAAUGUCAAGAUGCUGAGCGGAAAAAAUAUUACAGUAGCCUGUUAAACAGUGGAUUUGUGCUCUAAUUGGCAGAGGCAUUCCAGAGGGCCAGGAGACGGAUGCAUGAGGCCAGAGAGAGUCUUCCCCGAGACCUCAUAAACACUACAGCCCAACAAAACUCUGAGUCCACCUCAUAGACACAUACAUGGUUUACAUACAGUAGGCAGCACAGCGUUCACCUGAAAGAAAAUGCGAAGGAAAUGCCAGGAUUAAAUAUAACAUCUCCCUGUUCAACAGCCAUCUAUGUUUAUGUUCUGUAAUUUUGUAAGUAUUACAAUGCAUGUACACC
This is a messenger RNA of Coregonus sp. 'balchen', 6694 nucleotides long. NCBI's taxonomy places the organism in Eukaryota, Metazoa, Chordata, Actinopteri, Salmoniformes, Salmonidae. The record is from the annotation of a GenBank genome assembly.